AUGCACUUCGCCCUCCCUCCACGCAAAUCCUCCAACCCGCCGCCGUACCGGCCGCGCUCGUCGCGGGGCGGAAUCCUACAAUUUAUCCCGGGCCGGCUGCGACGAGUCCGACCGCGGGCGAUGGUCCUGGCGGGGGUACUCUUCCUUAUAACACUGUUCUACCUACUUUCUGGAUCAGGGGGGUCAGGGAGCAGCAGAAGUAGUAGCGGGAAAAGAAUCCCCAAGCUCGCGCCAACGGGCCACCCGCCAGUGGUGUUAGUGACGGUGUUGGAUGAUAGGAAGUUUAGUAAGGGGUAUUUGGAGAUGGUGAAGGAGAAUCGGGAGAGGUAUGCUGAGAUGCAUGGCUACAAAACCUUCUUCCCCAGCGUCACAGACUACGACCUGGGCUCAGCGCCCAGCAGCUGGGCGCUCGUCCCGGCAAUCAGGCACGCGCUCACCACCUUCCCUAACUGUCGGUUCGUGUGGUACCUGGACCAGACGGCGCUGAUCAUGAACCCGAAGCUCAAACUGGACGAGCACAUCCUGGCGUCAGGCAAGCUGGACGCGCUGAUGAAGAAGGAUCACCCGGUCGUGCCGCCCGACAGCAUCAUCAAAACGUUUAGCCAUCUGCGCGCGCAGGAUGUGGAUCUUGUGGUGACGCAGGAUAAUGAGACACUCUCGCCGGGGAGUAUUGUCGUUAGGAAUGGUGACUGGGCGAGAUUUUUCCUGGAUACGUGGUUUGAUCCGAUCUAUCGGACGUAUAACUUCCAGAAGGCGGAGACCCAUGCUUUAGAACACAUCGUCCAAUGGCACCCGACCAUUCUCGCUCGCAUGGCUAUCGUCGACCAGCGCGUGAUGGGCUCGUAUGCAGAGCGCGCUCCAGGGCUGGAGGAGUGGCGCGAGGGUGAGCUUGUUGUGCGGUUCGGCCCGUGCAAAGGCGAAAGUGGCCCGCAGACAUGCGAGCAAACGGCGCAGCCGUAUAUCUCCAUGUGGAAGCAGGCAUUUGGGGUGUGA
Thermochaetoides thermophila DSM 1495 is the source of this 993-nucleotide messenger RNA. RefSeq names its product alpha-1,2-galactosyltransferase-like protein. NCBI's taxonomy places the organism in Eukaryota, Fungi, Ascomycota, Sordariomycetes, Sordariales, Chaetomiaceae. Gene Ontology annotation, biological process: protein N-linked glycosylation. Bases 1 to 993 code for a protein of 330 amino acids. The transcript has 3 exons. Gene Ontology annotation, cellular component: mannan polymerase complex; Golgi membrane. Gene Ontology annotation, molecular function: alpha-1,6-mannosyltransferase activity. The record is from RefSeq and is a predicted model, not a curated record.